Messenger RNA from Parnassius mnemosyne (clouded apollo), 2619 nucleotides. The record is from the annotation of a GenBank genome assembly. NCBI's taxonomy places the organism in Eukaryota, Metazoa, Arthropoda, Insecta, Lepidoptera, Papilionidae.
AUGGGCACUGUGCCCGCUCUUCCCGCUCGCGAAAACGUAACCUUAACGUGUUGUAGUACAUUACCCGCACACGCCGAGGAAGACCCGCUAGAUACGUUGGUAAAACGGUUUUGUCAAAUAGAUGAAUCUCCUUUGAGAACUCCGCCCACUCAGUCCCCGGCUGAGAUAGAGUGUGAGCAUUUCUUUCGCGAAACUACUGAACGUGACAAAGAAACGGGCAGAUACAUAGUAUCGUUGCCUUUCCGAGAUGAUAUAUUUUCGCUUGGUGAUACUUAUGAAACCGCUCGGAAACGUUUUCUGAUGUUAGAGAGGAAGUUUGAAGCCGCUCCUGAGUUUAAGGCCGCGUAUGACUCAGUUAUCCACGAAUAUUUAGAAAAGGGCUAUCUGUCACCCGCGCCGCUUGUUGACAGUGAUAACUGCUAUCCCGUUUACGUCAUACCACACCACGGUGUUUUGCGUACAGAUAAGACCACUACUAAACUUCGCAUGGUUCUCGACGCGAGUCAUAAAUCGAGUUCAGGCCGCUCACUGAACGAUAUUCUCCAUAGUGGUCCCAAUUUACAAGGUGAUCUGUUUGCAAUUAUUUUAAAUUUUCGUCUUUUCGCUACCGCGCUUUCCGCUGAUUGUAAACAGAUGUUCCUUCAAAUUAUAAUGAAUAAGCGCGAUCGUCGCUUUCAACGCAUGUUAUAUCGUUUUCACCCGCAAGAAGAACUUACCGAAUAUGAAUUUAAUAGGGUUUGUUUUGGACUUAGGUCCAGCCCGUAUCACGCGCUCCGUGUCAUUCAGCAACUCAUUGCGGAUGAUGGAGAUUCAUUUCGGUUAGCAAAGAUAAUUGCUUCUCGCUAUAUCUAUAUGGACGAUAUCGUUUUUAGUGUUAUGUCGGAGGAGGAAGCUGCAUCAGCUGCUAAUGAGCUGAUUGAGUUAUUUAAACGUGCGCAGUUCGAUUUAGUAAAAUGGACAUGUAAUUCCGACUCGGUCUUAAGCGCUCUGCCUUCGUCAUAUAAGAUGUCUGAACCUCUUGAAUUUGAUAAAACCGCUCAAUUUAAAAUUUUGGGCUUGAGUUGGGAUAAAUCUUGCGAUUGUUUUGAAUUUAAAGUAACCAAGCUUGACGAAAGGUGUUCAAAACGAAUCAUUUUAGCCACUGUAGCUAGAAUUUGGGACAUAAUGGGCUUCGUAGCGCCUGUUGUUCUCUUCGCUAAACUUCUCAUAAAGGAUUUGUGGCUAUUGAAACUUGAUUGGGACGAUUGUCCGCCCCAGCAAAUAGUCGAAACCUGGAAAAGGUUUUGUAUAGAGUUACCGCUACUCAAUGACGUCAAAAUACCGCGACAUUUGGGGGUCUUCGAACAUUGCGUUGUACGACUGGUCGGCUUUUCUGAUGCUAGUGAGCGUGCUUAUGGAGCAGUGGUAUACGCCCAUAUUACUCAAGCAAGCCAGGUUACGACGCGACUCGUCUGCGCCAAGUCAAAGGUCUCACCAAUGAAGCCUUUGUCUAUUGCACGUCUCGAACUCUGUGCUGCCGAAUUACUGGCAAGACUAAUUAAACGCGUGCAUGACACCUACGAUUCACGCUAUCAUAUUAGUGAUAUGUACGCGUUCACAGACUCAAUGGUCACACUUUGUUGGAUAAACUCUUCUCCGCACCGCUGGCAAACUUUUGUCGCUAACCGCGUCGUCAAGAUUAUUGACAAUUUACCAGCCGCUAAUUUUCAUCACGUUGCGGGAAUAGAUAAUCCAGCUGAUUGUUUAUCGAGAGGUCUUACACCCGAAAGGCUAAUAUCUCAUCCAUUAUGGUCACAAGGUCCGUCCUGGCUCGCGCAAGACCUCUCACUGUGGCCUAUCACUAAUACAGACCAUAAUACUAUAGCGCUAGACAACGUACCGAAAGAGAAAAUAACCGCACACCCCAUUACUACGUCAGAACCAGAAACGUCCUUAGUUCAAGAUCUUAAUAAACGCAUCUCCUCCUGGAGUAGACUCACGCGUAUCCUUGUUUAUGUCUGCAGAUUUAUAAAUAAACUACCCCGUUCCGGUUCGAUAGCAGUUACCGCGUUCGAUAUAAGCGCCGCAGAGCAUAUGAUAAUAGGCGAUAUUCAAAAAAGACAUUUUGCAUUCGACAUUAGACAGCUGGGAGCCGGUAGUAAUUGCUCGCCCGCGCUAAUGAAGCUUAAGCCAUUUUUAUGCGAUGGCCUCAUCCACGUUGGUGGCCGCCUUACCAACUCCGCUGAAAGUUCAGAAUACAAAUUUCCGAUUAUUUUACCGCGUCAUGACGCUCUUGUAGAGUCUUUGAUCGACUACUAUCACAAGAAAUAUUUACAUGCCGGCCCAGAGCUGCUCAUGUCUUUGUUAAGACAACGAUUUUGGAUCUUGUCCGCUAGACGAAUUAUUCGGUCUAGAAUUAAUAAGUGUAACACUUGCUUUAAAUUAAAACCGCGCCCGCGAUUUCCUUUAAUGUCUGCUCUGCCGGGACAUAGAGUCACGCAAGCGGAGAAAGCUUUCGCUCAUACUGGCUGUGAUUAUUGCGGCCCUAUAUUGUAUACGCCCAUACGAGAUCGAGUAAAAACGGCAAGGGGUACACUCGUGCGACCAGUGGUGCGCUUGUGUCCGUUACCUACACAAUAA